Molecule: messenger RNA, 1076 nt
Organism: Xyrauchen texanus (razorback sucker)
Lineage: Eukaryota; Metazoa; Chordata; Actinopteri; Cypriniformes; Catostomidae
Product: tumor necrosis factor, alpha-induced protein 8-like protein 2 A
Exons: 3
Coding region: 111-599 (162 amino acids)
Biological process (GO): regulation of apoptotic process
Cellular component (GO): cytoplasm
Source: RefSeq, a predicted model, not a curated record
GACAAGUGCUGACAGGCACACAGACGACAUGGAGCCACAAACACACACACAUUAACACUGGCAGUGAGACAUCUGCAGAGAAGCACGCUCAACAAACAACAGGGCGUGCGAUGGAGGCGUUCAGCUCCAAGGACAUGGCCAUGAAGGCCCAGAAGAAGAUCCUGAGUCACAUGGCCAGUAAGUCCAUGGUUCACAUGUUCAUCGACGACAACAGCAGCGACGUUUUGGACGAGCUAUACCGCGUCUCGAAAGAGCACACAGGAAACCGCACAGAGGCGCAGAAGGUGGUGAAGAACAUGAUCAAAAUCGCUGUGAAGGUUGGCGUUCUGUUCCGACAUGAGAAGUUCAGUCCAGAAGAGCUGAGUCUCGCACAAGACUUCAGGAAAAAGCUCCAUCAUGGAGCCAUGACGGCCAUCAGCUUCCAAGAGGUGGAGUUCACGUUUGAUAAGACUGUAAUGACGGAGCUGCUGUCUGAAUGUCGUGAUUUAAUGCUGAAGCUGGUGGAGAAGCACCUGACGGGGAAGUCUCUGGACCGCAUCAGACACGUGUUUAAUCAUUACUCUGACCCCGAGCUCCUCACACACCUGUACGACCCAUGAGGCGCUCAAAGAUAACCUCACAAAGAUCUGCGAUGGACUCAACCUGUAUGAUAGAGGAGGGCAAACUCUGAGCGGAGGGUCACAGAUGAACCGUCGGUCAGAUCUGCUGCAGAAAGACUGAAGAUCAAAGACACUCUGAUGAGGCGUUCAUGUUGUAUUAAUGUAACAUUAUUUUAAAGUUAAACAGUAUUAAACUUACAGUUGUUUCAUUGCUUUCAGUGAUGACUGUUUCAACACAGGUUUCAUUGGUCAAAACAGACUUUCUAAUGUACUCAAGUAUUAAGACCAAAACUGAACAAGUGCUUUGACAUGUACAGACAGAUCAUACGUGUUCGUGUUGAUCAUUUAUUAAUAAUGUUGCAUAUACUGCAAUCGGUAAAAUCAUCAACCAGAUCAAAUAUCCUUGAGUCAUAUGUCGUUGGAAAGCUCUUAAAGAGUAGAAUACAACCAGACUAUUUGUUUUACUCACAGACAAAC